This is a messenger RNA of Dreissena polymorpha, 444 nucleotides long. Its product is annotated as retinal Mueller cells isomerohydrolase-like. Lineage: Eukaryota; Metazoa; Mollusca; Bivalvia; Myida; Dreissenidae. Gene Ontology annotation, biological process: carotene catabolic process; retinal metabolic process. The transcript is spliced from 4 exons. The record is from RefSeq and is a predicted model, not a curated record. Gene Ontology annotation, molecular function: carotenoid dioxygenase activity; beta-carotene 15,15'-dioxygenase activity.
AUGGAUAAUAUGAUACUCUACUCUGAUAUCAGUACCAUUCCGCCCUAUGUACGCGGAGAUCUGUAUCGAAAUGGAGGUGGGAUGUAUGAGGUAGGGAACCACACCUACAAUCAUCUAUUUGAUGGGCUGGCUAUAAUUCAGCACCCCAGAAUCGGUAAGAAGCAAAACGCUAGAGAUCUAACAGACAACACGCUUGUGAAUGUUAUUCCUUUCGACGAUAACCUUUACGCCGCCACGGAAACCAAUUUUUGAAAUCAGAUCGAUACUGAUACUCUGGCACGAAAGCAAAAGCUUGACCUGAAAGAGCUAACAACUGUUGACAUGGCAACCGCACAUCCUCAUAUCGACGCAGAUUGUACGGUGUACAACGUCGGUCAUGUUUUUAAGAAAGGAUUGCCUACUGUAGUGACACGCAUGGGUAGAAAAAAAGGUUUGUUGCUUUAA